CAGACCUUAGAAAUCAAGGCGGGUGACUGAGACAGUGGCACAGACGGGACCGCCACUGCCUAAGACAGGGUUCUGGCUGGAUGGAUUUGGGACCUUAAGGAGAGCUGCACAUUGUGAGGAAGGACCCAUGUGACACCAGGUGUGGACGAGCCCCGCCUGGGCCAAAGUGUGCAGAGGAUGGGAACACUCCCCCAGCAAUGUCUCUGGGCCGCCUUCUUCGCCGGGCCUCCUCCAAAGCCUCAGACCUCCUGACCCUCAACCCAGGUGGUGGCAGUGGGCCCCCCUCUGUCCUGGAUGGAGAGAUCAUCUACUCCAAGAACAAUGUCUGUGUGCACCCACCAGAGGGGCUGCAGGGGCUGGGAGAGCACCACCCAGGGUACCUGUGCUUGUACAUGGAGAAGGAUGAACUGCUGGGGGCUACCCUCAUCCUCGCGUGGGUCCCCAACUCUCGGAUCCAGAGGCAGGACGAGGAGGCACUGCGUUACAUCACCCCCGAGAGCUCCCCCGUGCGCAAGGCACCCCGCCCGCGGGGCCGGCGAGCCCAGAGCUCCGGGGGCCUCCUCCAGCCCUCCCCCACAGAGCCAAGGCCCACCCUGGUCCCCAGAGAUGAGGACAUCCUGGUGGUGGCCCAGAGCCUCCAGGACGCCGUGCACGUCAGCCCCUCGCCCGAGGACAGGGAGAAGCUAGCCCAGGGCCUGGGGAUGGACGGCCCCCUCCCCACCUCGCAGCCGGCCCACAGCGACUCUGGGAUCUUGUCCACGGUCAGUUCGCAGGAUGGGACGGAGGAGGGGCGGGAGCUGCGGCCUGAGGCCGGCGAGGAGGAGGGCUCCUUGGAGCUGUCGGCUGGCGGCGUGAGCAGAGACAGCUCCUUCGACUCGGACUCGGAUGCCUUCUCCUCACCCUUCUGCCUGUCGCCUGUCAGCGCCGCCCUGGUGGAGAGCAGCUCCGUGUUCCUGGAGAGUGACAGUGGGUCCCCCUCCAGCGCAGACGCCCACCUGCGGUUCCAGGACAGUGACAGCCUCCUGCAGACCCCGCGCUGGGACGAGCCACAGAGGGUGCGUGCCCUGGAGCAGAUCUGCGGCGUGUUCCGCGUGGACCUGGGGCACAUGCGCUCCCUGCGUCUUUUCUUCAGCGAUGAGGCCUGCACCAGCGGCCAGCUGGUCGUGGCCAGCCGGGAGAGCCAGUACAAGGUCUUCCAUUUCCACCAUGGCGGCCUGGACAAGCUGGCAGACGUGUUUCAGCAGUGGAAAUACUGCACCGAGACGCACCUCAAAGACCAGCAGGUUGCCGACGAAAAGACGUGCAUGCAGUUCUCCAUCCGACGGCCCAAACUGCCCUCCUCAGAGACACACCCAGAGGAGAGCAUGUACCGGAGGCUGGACGUGUCCGCCUGGCUCGGGCACCUGAACGAGCUGGGCCAGGUGGAGGAGGAGUACAAACUACGCAAGGCCAUUUUCUUCGGCGGCAUUGAUGUGUCAAUCCGGGGGGAGGUCUGGCCUUUCCUGCUGCGUUACUACAGCCACGAGUCCACGUCGGAGGAGAGGGAGGCACUGAGGGUGCAGAAGCGGAAGGAAUACGCCGAGAUCCAGCAGAAAAGGCUGUCCAUGGGCCCCGAGGAGCACAGGGCGUUCUGGCGCGAUGUGCAGUUCACCGUGGACAAGGAUGUGGUUCGGACAGACAGGAGCAACCAGUUCUUCCGAGGCGAAGGCAACCCCAACGUGGAGAGCAUGAGGAGAAUCCUGCUGAACUACGCUGUGUACAACCCAUCCAUCGGCUACUCACAGGGCAUGUCGGACCUGGUUGCACCCAUCCUGGCCCAGGUCCUGGAUGAAUCAGACACCUUCUGGUGCUUUGUGGGUCUGAUGCACAACACAAUCUUUGUCAGCUCUCCUCGGGACGAAGACAUGGAGAAGCAGCUGCUGUACCUGCGUGAGCUGCUGCGGCUGACACACCUGCGCUUCUACCAGCACCUGGUGUCACUGGGCGAGGACGGCCUGCAGAUGCUCUUCUGCCACCGCUGGCUGCUCCUGUGCUUCAAGCGCGAGUUCCCUGAGGCUGAGGCCCUGCGCAUCUGGGAGGCCUGCUGGGCCCAUUACCAGGGUCCCCCUCCUCCAAAACCCCUGAGCCCCCACAGGCCCCACGUCAGCCCCUCACGCUGCGACUGCCUGCAGUCCCACAUGGCUGGCGUCAGACUUCCCGAGGAAGUGAAAUCGAUGCAGAUUGCCCACUGACUGUGCUCAUCACCACGUUCUGGGCUGAGCUUGCUCUUGUCACAGCCAAUCAGCGUGAAAGACAUUUCCGAGGCCAAACAGGCCCACUGUAGCCCUGCACGCUGGCGCCCACCCGCCUUCUCCCCUUGGGACAGCUCAGGGAAGGGGCCGAGAGCCCAGGACCAGCCCGCGUUCCCUCUCAGUGAUGUCGACUUCUAGUUGCCAUCCACCAUUAUCAGCGUCUCAUGAGUGUUCAGUCACUGGCUCUGUCACAUGGCUUUAACGCCCAAGUUAGUGACAAGCUGGCGACAUUAAAGGACAGACAAGUCUCUUUGAAUCCAUCAGCCUUUAAAAAAAAAUAGGGUUGAUGCAUCCGUGAGGUGGCCAGGACCCUUUUUGCAGGACCUGUUCUCACCAUGGCUGCUUGGAGGAUGCAAACCUUGCAGGUAGUCAGGCAUAGGCAUUUCCCCUCCUUUCUAAUGUCACAGCAGGGUGACAUCUGAUAAGAGAGUCUGAAGAAAAGUAGUGCUGGUGCUACCUCGGUCCUCAGCGCCUCCCACGCUCGCUCGCUCGCCUGGCCCAGGUCUGGCUUGGUCGCCCACCUGGAUUAGCCAGCUCAGCAACAUGUACGUUCAGGGUGAACUGUCUGCACUAAUCAGAACAAGUACUGGCACAGACGGUCCAAAACGCUGGAUCACAUUGUUUUUCCAUCGUGUCUGCUCUGCAAGGCCCCACUGCAUGUUUUUCCAGCAGCAAAAGCGCCACCCUCAUUAUUACAUCAUGUUUAGGCUAAUGUUAUACGUGAACCCUGAGCAUCACCCAACAGACGCAGCCGUUUCUCAUGGUGAUUUCAUCACUGUGCCCUGGUAAGAAUUCCAGGGUGGAGACCAGUUGGAACAACUCUCUUGGCCGCCAUUUUUCUCCAAGUCCACAAAUCAAGUUCACAUAAUUUUCAGACUUCGGACUACAUUUGGCCCUUCCCCUUGAUCAAAUUAUUAGCAGGGGAGUUUUGGGGUUGGGGGGUGGUAGGAUAAUGGUGGCGGGAGGGUGCGCCAAUUCCACAGCAGUGAGCUCUGCUGAAGGGGUCGCUACCACAUGGUGCCUUUGACUUUGAAAGUGACCCCUGAAUGAGAAAGGCUCUAGACUACCCACUUGCUUCCAGUUUGCCCACAGCAGCUGGGCUGUCCCAGGCUGUGUCCCCAGAACUGAAAUUAGUCCUGUACGUCUGUCCAGCCCUAUUUAGGCCACGUGCCCUCUUUCCCUCGCCAUGCUCCUCUGAAUACACCCACCUUCCUGGAACCCUUCUGCUGUCUUCCCACCCCAGCCAGAGUUCAAGUAGCUGCAGAACCCAAACAAGACCAUUCCGGAUUAGCUCGGAGGAAGGGCUGCAGUGUGGGGGCCCACAGCCUGGGGGGCAUUCUCUCCAGGGCAUGUGGGGCGUUGCUGCCAUAACCUCUGCCCGCGUUGUGGGCCCCACCCUGCCCUGUUUAGAAGCGCGGCUCCGUCUGGCUGGGUGGUCGACACUGGGAGACUAGACCCGGGCUUCCUGGUGCUCCUUGUCCUUCCUGUGCUCCUGGAAGCGCAUGUGAACCAAAGGCCACGUGCCCUCAGAGCAUCCGGACAGGACGGAGCAGGAUGCACCAAGGUCAAGACCAAGCGCCGGCUUCCUGCUGCGGGCCAGGCGUUGCCACUCCAUGCCGACCGUCGGGGGGCUGCCAUGCUCACUCUUAGCAUCUCCUUCCGACUUUCUUGGCGACAAACCUGAGUCCUCUCUGGGGCAGGAGUUGGGACGUUUAGCCUGAAGGCAGGAGGGCGCUGACCAGUGGGUGGCUGCCAGAGGGUUCUUUCUCGCUGGUGUGUUCACGAGCCACUGGGGUAUGUUCUGACCCAGCCUUUGGCACUCACUGUCCCUCAAGACUGUUGCCAGUAAGCCUUCAGAGUGAGCACGGGCCAGCCUUCAGAGGAAGUGUGUCCUUUGCCCCCAUGUCAGCGAGCACCCAAAGGCUCCCCAAAAGAGCAACCGCAGCCCAAGGGAGGCCAGCGCCAGCAUCUCUUCGAGUGUCAUGGCAGCUUGUGGUACUGGCUGUCACAGGAACUGACAAUUGGCUCAUUUGCGGGUAGGAAACAGGAGAAAGGUUGCGUGGCUUGCCCAGGGCCACGUAAUGCACCCGGACAGCCUCACUGCACCUCUGCACUCAGCCUCCACCUGGAGGCAGGGCCCGGGGCCGGGUGAGAGGCCUUGUCUGAACCCCACUCUCCACACC
Messenger RNA from Hipposideros armiger (great roundleaf bat), 4474 nucleotides. It is a transcript of the gene TBC1D16, whose product is annotated as TBC1 domain family member 16. Gene Ontology annotation, biological process: activation of GTPase activity. The record is from RefSeq and is a predicted model, not a curated record. Gene Ontology annotation, molecular function: GTPase activator activity. The coding region runs from base 198 to 2231 and encodes 677 amino acids. The transcript is spliced from 11 exons. Gene Ontology annotation, cellular component: early endosome. NCBI's taxonomy places the organism in Eukaryota, Metazoa, Chordata, Mammalia, Chiroptera, Hipposideridae.